AUGGAAAUGUCCAAGCUCAUCCUCGCCGCCCUCCGCGCCCUGCUCCUCCUCUCCGCCGCCGUCGUCCUCGGCACCUCCGUCGACUUGUACCAGUUCCUGCCCAAGUACCAAGACGCUUGUAACGCCGUCUACGAGGACAAACUCUGCGACCUCCAAGGCCUCAUCCCCGCCCUCGGCUACGGCUGCUUCGUCGGCGCCCUCGGGCUACUCGCCGCUCUCGCCGGCAUUGUGGCGACGUUCAUCGAUGCGAUCCCGACCAUCGUCGUGCUGGGCCUGGAAGCGUUCAGUGGGGUUGUUUAUUUGUCCGGCGGUCUCGCGUUGAGCAUCAUCCUCUCCAAAUCGACCUUCGACAACGCCUCCGGCAGCCGGUACACGGAGAUCAAAGCGGACACGGCCUUCCAGUUCAUCGGCUUCAUCGUGACGAUGGUGGUGGUGGGGCUGGGGUUCGUGUGGAGGGGGAGGGGGGGACGGCAUUCGGCUGUUUAG
Molecule: messenger RNA, 486 nt
Organism: Saxophila tyrrhenica
Lineage: Eukaryota; Fungi; Ascomycota; Dothideomycetes; Mycosphaerellales; Extremaceae
Exons: 3
Coding region: 1-486 (161 amino acids)
Cellular component (GO): membrane
Source: RefSeq, a predicted model, not a curated record